GUCACCGCCGUCGCCGCCGCUUGGGCAGGAGGAAGCCGCGCGCUGCGCCUGUCGCCUGUCCUUCUGCUGGCCACGUUGGAACCGAUCGCUAUUCUCUCCGUGUAGUACGUGUGCUUGUGUGUGCGUGCGUGCCCCUGCAGCCGUCGUCGACGUCAAACUUGGAGCACGCACCGACGUUGCGAUGAAGUUUGACUGAGAAGAGCGCACGACCGUGUUGUUCGCGCCUGCGAAGCCGAGAAGGAAUUCUAUGAACUGAGCCUGGCACGGCUCGCAUCUCCGCCGAGUGAGAGCCCAGGGAGCUUCGUAGUGCCGGCGUCCAGGGGAAAAGAAAGGCGACGCCGUCCGCCUCUCUCCGUUCGGCGCCUUGCCUCUGUCGCUGCCGUUGUGAACACUUUCUUCUUGUCUGACUUCUGAACCAGUGGCUGCGACAGAGCCCGGGAUCGCCCCAAGUUUGUACGACAGCCCGAGUGUCCCAGCGCGUUCGCGGAUGUGUUGUUGAAACGGUGUCAACCAUGGUAGCCUGUCGGAGCCGACUGUUGAUCUGACGCCAGCUGUGCCGAUCGCACUUCUCCGGCUGAACGUACGGAGAGCGGCAAUUUUGAGCGGGUCGCCAACUCAGCGCGGUUCGGCAACGUCGUCCGCCUCGGGCAGAAGCCGGGCAACAACAGCUGCAGCAGCGCCUGUGAGCGCCGCGCAACUGGCGCGCCGAACGAGGCGUGCUACCACCGCCAGGGCGAGAAAGGCAUCGGAGCGAUGCGCGGAGGAGACCGCUGGCGCUAGGCGGCGGCGGGCUGACGCCCUAUGAUUCAGGUGAUGGACACCACAUUGUCGGCGACAGGUGCCGAGGGCCAGCCGCUGCUGUGCAACGGCGCGGCGUCGGGCGCCUCAUCCGGUGUUGGUGGUACCUCGGGCCUGCACCACUCGUGGCCUGAACACCAUGCCAGCUGCGACGAGUAUCGCAAUCGGCGCGACAAGAACGGCGACCUGCUCGCGUGCGACACAGUCAUCAGCAUCGGUGCGGCUGCAUCCCCCGUUGAGCGCGGCGGCGAGCCGCGGCUGUUGCAGGAGAAGUGGAAGACCCUGGUGGCCUUCACCUUCCUGUCGGCCAACCUAAUCCUCAACCUGACGUGCUUGGCUUACGUGCACGAGCGCAUCCCCGACCGAGCCAAGUACCCGCCGCUGCCGGACGUCUUCUUUGACUACUUCCCGCCGCUUGACUGGGCGCUCGACGUGUCCGAGUCCAUCAUCAUAUUCUGCAUCUGGUCCACGCUUGGCUUGCUGCUCAUACACCGCUACAGGUGGAUUGUCCUGCAACGUGUUUUCUUCAUUAUGGGUCUUUUAUACUUUAUGAGGAGUAUUACAAUGUUUGUCACUCAAGUCCCUGUUGCAAGUACAACGUACUACUGUUCUCCAAAAGCAAAUAGCACAAAUCCGCUUCUAAUAAUGAAACGGGUUGCCCAGCUGCUGAGUGGAUUUGGACUGUCGAUAAAUGGGCAGCACACAUUCUGUGGAGACUACAUCUACAGUGGACACACAGUCAUUUUAACUCUUGCUUACCUCGUUGUCAGGGAAUAUUCCCCUCAGCGCUGUAAAUACUUGCACCUUGUCUACCUGGUCCUGAGCACGGUGGGAAUACUCAUGGUGCUACUGUCGCGCGGCCACUAUACUGUCGAUGUGGUGAUUGGCUACUACGUCACAACUAGGGUGUUCUGGAUUUACCACACCCUUGCCAACAACAUGGCUCUCAAGGUUGCGUCUCAGAAUAACUACCUGUCGCGGUCAUGGUGGUUCUCGCUAUUCACCUACUUUGAGAAGAAUGUGGGAGGCGUAGUGCCACGUCAAUAUGAGUGGCCUCUGCCGUGGCCCCGGAGGUGGCUGCCGCGCACUCGGAUAUCCUAGCACCGCACACAGGGUUAGGACAAGCAGCAGGGCAUAUGAAUCUACCAUGGUGUGAAGGACAGCUGGGGACAAUGCUCAAGAUCCCCCAAGGAGGCAUAUGUGUGCACGUCGAAUCUCCUCAUGGCCAGCCAUCUCCUUCACGCUCCAUGUGCAGUGCUGCUCAUGUGUCGUCAGCAGAAAACCGAAGAAGUGUACUGCUUUCUCUUGUGCGUGCCUCUCUUCUGAUCUGCUACUUUUACAGACAGUCAGAUGCAACCAAGGAAACAAUAAGCUUAUCCAAGUGUGUUGUCAAUGGCCAGUGUUCUUUUUUCUCCUUGUGUCUAUUUGUGUCUGUCAGCUGCUGUGUGGAACGUGUUUAUUGCCCUCCCUCCCCCCAUGACGGCUACUUAUACUUUGUCGUCUUCUGCAAGUUUUAUCUCUGCAAACAUCAGUGUGCUUUGCCCUUUCACCAUGUUACUGCACUACUUGCCAGUGCAAAAGACUUGCACAUUGUCGUUGUUGCUUUUAGUACCUUACUAUGCCAACCUUUAAAGGUGUGCCUUUCUUCUUUCUUUCUUUAUUCGUGUACAUAGUGCUUUUAAGCUUUGGCCAUCCUUGUUCCUUUUUUUUUCUUCCAUAAACAUAAUGUACAGUUGCUCUUCAGGUAAAGAGAGGCAAAAGGAUGAGACAGCUGGAAAGUUCAAUAACAAUUGAACUUUCAGUAGCAUGUCAGGUUUUUGCCAAAUUUUGACAUAUUGGAGCCUCUCUUUCUCCACUGGCGGCUACAUUUUUUACAAUGCUUUGUGCAAAAUGUUUCAGCUCGCUGGUGCGGCACAACUGUAACACCAAAGCCCGAUUUCAAUGCCUCUUCUGCUUUCUCUCUACAUGUGUGUCACAAUCGCAUGCACAUCGUCAGGCAAAAGUGAAAUGGUGCCAAUAUAUAACCUCACCACGGCACUGCUGUAGGCCAGGGACAAUGUGCAGGGCAAAAACGUGGGCAACCUUUUACUGUCGACAACUCCUAUUGCCUACUGAGGAAUGAACCAUUAUGCAGUAUUGAAAUAAAUGUAUCUAUAGUUGUGCUUUGAAUUUAACGCAUUGUCAACCCAUCUCAAUUUAUGCAGAUUGCGCUUGUGAUAAUGUGAGGUGAUGCUGGUGUGGAACACUGUGGUCAGUCCUUCUGCUUUACAAAGUAUGUGAAAUUGUGCAAAACAUUUUCGGAAGGAAAGAAAGAUGCAAGGACUAGUUGGCUGUUUCCGGUUGGCAUCUUGCUUUAAGCUAUUUGGGGCUUGGUUUUGGUUUACCUGUAUGUACAUUUUCUUGUCUUCAGGUAUGAGCCAUGUACGUGUUGGUAUUUAAGCCUUAUACACAAUUUCCUACAGGUUGUACUUGACUAAAAGAUGCCUUAAUGUGGUUUCUUCCCUAUACUAUAAGGAUUGGAUGUGCCAUCUCAUUCUUUUCUAACACUCUUUUGCUUGCUUUUUUUUGUACUGUUUGCCUGUAGAUCUGCAUGUGUAUGUUGUUCUGUUGCCUUAAUAUGAGCAGUCGGUCAAGGCUCUCUGCAGGUGGCUUUGAUGCAACAAGACUAAAGAAAAACAAAGCCAAAGUUUACGGCGUUUUGGUCAUAAAGCUGCAUAACACAAAAAUAAUUGCGCAAACAAUAUUUGUCUCUGUCUGUGAUAACCAGAGCAAACGUUAUGCAGGUCCUUGCGAUUGCUGUGUGUAUAAUGAAAAAAGAAAGGAGACUGUGCAUGAAAGUUGCAAAUAAAUAUUUUUCGUGCCCGGCA
This is a messenger RNA of Dermacentor albipictus, 3665 nucleotides long. Its product is annotated as phosphatidylcholine:ceramide cholinephosphotransferase 2-like. The record is from RefSeq and is a predicted model, not a curated record. Gene Ontology annotation, biological process: ceramide biosynthetic process; sphingomyelin biosynthetic process. Gene Ontology annotation, cellular component: plasma membrane; Golgi membrane; endoplasmic reticulum membrane. NCBI's taxonomy places the organism in Eukaryota, Metazoa, Arthropoda, Arachnida, Ixodida, Ixodidae. Gene Ontology annotation, molecular function: ceramide cholinephosphotransferase activity; sphingomyelin synthase activity.